GUUUAUACAUUUCACCCGCAAAAUUAAAUCUUCCAAUUUACAAAAAAACAUCAAUUAAACAACUACCCAAAUCCUAAUUUUCUUUGAUUCAUCAUACCCACAAAAAAUUUAAUUUUUUCAAUUUUUUGGAUUUUCCAAUUAUGCUUCAAAGACACGAUUUUUCCUUAUCUAGAUGAAUAAAUUGAUGUUUUGAAGAAAAACCCAGAAGAAUUUAACUGUUUUUCAGCUAAAAAUGGUGGAAAUGGAGCUAAGUAGGAGAAAAAGUUCAGUUCUUGAUGUUAAAUUAGGGUUUUCUUUGAUGUGUUUGAUGAUGUUUUCAACUAGUGUAAUGGGAAGGUUUGUGGUGGAAAAGAAUAGCUUGAGGGUCACGUCUCCUGAUAAAAUAAAGGGUACUUAUGAUACUGCAAUUGGGAAUUUUGGGAUACCUCAGUAUGGUGGUAGUAUGGCUGGUGCAGUUACUUAUCCUAAAGAUAAUAAGAAGGGGUGUAAGGAGUUUGAUGAGUUUGGGAUUUCUUUUAAGUCUAGCCCUGGUGCUUUGCCCACUUUUGUUUUGUUGGAUCGUGGAGACUGCUUCUUUGCUUUGAAGGUUUGGAAUGCCCAGAAGGGUGGGGCUUCUGCAGUGCUUGUUUCCGAUGACAUUGAGGAACCAUUGAUCACAAUGGACACUCCUGAAGAGGACGGUUCAUCGGCUAAGUAUAUUGAGAACAUAACAAUACCUUCUGCAUUGAUUGAGAAGAGCUUUAGCGAAAUGUUAAAGAAAUCUAUAAGCAACGGAGAUAUGGUUAAUGUUAAUCUUGAUUGGAGAGAAGCUGUUCCACACCCCGAUGAUCGUGUGGAGUAUGAAUUAUGGACCAACAGCAAUGAUGAAUGUGGGGUGAAAUGUGAUAUGCUGAUGGAAUUCGUGAAAGAUUUCAGGGGUCCAGCACAAAUACUCGAGAAGGGUGGUUACACUCAGUUUACACCCCAUUAUAUAACUUGGUACUGCCCUCAGGCAUUUACCUUGAGCAGGCAGUGCAAGUCACAGUGCAUAAAUCAUGGAAGAUAUUGUGCUCCUGAUCCUGAGCAGGAUUUCAGUACUGGCUAUGAAGGGAAAGAUGUUGUUCUUGAAAACCUAAGGCAAUUGUGUGUCUUUAAAGUUGCGAAUGAAAGCAAAAAGACUUGGGCUUGGUGGGACUAUGUAACGGAUUUCCAAAUCAGAUGCCCCAUGAAGGAAAAAAAGUACAACAAAGAAUGUGCUGAUAAUGUUAUCAAAACCCUAGGUCUUGAUAUAAAAAAGGUUGAGAAAUGUAUGGGAGACCCAAAUGCUGAUUCUGAGAAUGCUGUUUUAAAAGAAGAGCAAGAUGCCCAGGUUGGCAAGGGAUCAAGAGGUGAUGUCACCAUACUGCCUACUCUUGUUGUCAAUAGUAGACAAUACCGAGGUAAGUUGGAGAAAGGCGCUGUAUUGAAGGCCAUAUGUGCUGGUUUUGAGGAAACAACUGAACCAGCUGUUUGUUUGAGUGGCGAUGUUGAAACUAAUGAGUGCUUGGACAAUAACGGGGGUUGCUGGCAAGAUAAAGCAGCCAACAUUACAGCUUGCAAGGAUACUUUUCGCGGGAGGGUAUGUGAAUGUCCCCUUGUUGAUGGUGUUCAGUUCAAAGGAGAUGGUUACAGCCACUGUGAAGUUAGUGGACCUGGGAAGUGCAAGAUAAAUAAUGGAGGCUGUUGGCAUGAAUCUCGAAACGGUCAUGCUUUCUCUGCUUGUUCGGAUGCUAAUAAUGGUAAAUGUCAGUGUCCUCAAGGUUUUAAAGGUGACGGUGUGAACACUUGUGAAGAUAUUGAUGAAUGCAAAGAUAAGAAAGCCUGUCAGUGCCCAGAAUGUAGCUGCAAAAAUACGUGGGGCAGCUAUGAUUGCUCUUGCAGCGGAGAUCUUCUAUAUAUCAGAGACCACGAUACCUGCAUAAGUAAGAGAAGCACUGAAGUGAGAUCAGCAUGGGCGGCUUUUUGGGUCAUUUUGAUCGGCUUGGGAAUGGCUUCUGGUGGAGGAUAUCUGAUUUACAAGUAUAGAUUGAGGUCUUACAUGGAUUCGGAGAUCAGAGCUAUCAUGGCGCAGUACAUGCCACUGGAUAGUCAAUCAGAAAUUCCAAAUCAUGUCAAUGAUGAACGUGCAUGAAAAUGACGAUUAUCGAUCUUUCAAGUAUUGCAAGGAUGUUGUGAUUCAUACCAUACCGUUUAUCAUCAAGUCAGGGUUUGAUGCGUCGGUUUUAUGUCUGUAAUGUAAAUGGACAAUAAAGACAUGUUAGAGUAGAAAUUGCCAUGUUUACACAAAUAGCGACAUGUUCUUACAGUUGAAGUAGGAUUGAAUUCGAGGCGGAUUAAAAGGGAUUUGGUUGUAACGUUUUGUAAUUUUCCGCCCGUUCCCUUAAAUUUAGCCCCUCGAUUUAGUGGUGAUUCUGCAAUUCAUCGAUCCGGCUGUGAUGACAUCUAUUUUUUUUUUCAAAUGUCAAUUUAAGGAGUGAUAACUUUCUUGAGGA
Molecule: messenger RNA, 2510 nt
Organism: Mercurialis annua (annual mercury)
Lineage: Eukaryota; Viridiplantae; Streptophyta; Magnoliopsida; Malpighiales; Euphorbiaceae
Product: vacuolar-sorting receptor 1-like
Exons: 12
Coding region: 233-2149 (638 amino acids)
Molecular function (GO): calcium ion binding
Source: RefSeq, a predicted model, not a curated record